Molecule: messenger RNA, 1197 nt
Organism: Ananas comosus (pineapple)
Lineage: Eukaryota; Viridiplantae; Streptophyta; Magnoliopsida; Poales; Bromeliaceae
Exons: 3
Coding region: 1-846 (281 amino acids)
Biological process (GO): protein refolding
Cellular component (GO): cytoplasm
Source: RefSeq, a predicted model, not a curated record
AUGCAAUCCUCCUUCCUACUUCCGCGGCCGAGCUCCUCCGACGGCUGCGGCGGCGGCCUCUUCCUCCCCUCCAGACGGCCCAUCAUCUCCUCACUCGGCCGGUGGCCCUGGCCCGACAUCCGCGGCGAGCUCGACCACUACGCCGUCCUCGGCCUCUCCCGCACCGCCUCCGCCGCGGAGAUCAAGCGCGCCUACCGCCUCCUCGCUAGAAAGUAUCAUCCAGAUGUUUGUGGGGACUUGCAAGCUGCUGAGGUGUUUAAAAGCAUCAACUCUGCAUACGAGGUUCUCUCUGAUGAGACCUCAAGGGCUGAAUACAAUAUGACACUCCAAUUCCCUCGACAAACAGAGAGGCCCGAUUUGGAUGCAAGAAGGAAUUACAGAUGGUCGGAACUGCGGCGCAAAACGCGCUAUCGGAAACAAAAGAAAUAUGACUACUCGUGGUACUACCAGAGAUACUAUUCUCGAGAAGCCUCAACCUAUGAGAGACGUCAUUUUGGUGAUGUGUUGAUAUUCGCCUUCUUUACACUCUUCUUCGUGCAGACCAUCGGAUGCCGGGCCGCUCUCACGAUAUGCGGAAUCACCGCUUUGUUAGAUAACCGGUUGGAUACUGGGUAUAAGAUAGGGUAUGUGAUCGCGUGGAUUCUCGGGGGCCGGGGCGGUGUUCUUCUUACUCUAUGCAUUCGUUUCGCCAGCUGGCUCUGCGGGAAGAACAGCAGCGGGAUGGUGGCUUUGGUGGUGGUGGCGAUGUGGGUUGGGGUGAGCCUCGCGAGAUUUGCUCCUCUUCCUCACGGUGCCGUGCUUACGUUGUUGUACAUGUCCAUUAAGCUUCAGGUCGAUCUCAAGUGAGACAAAUGCGAGUGCGUUGUUGGCUCCCUGGUGAUGAUAAAUCCAUCCAUCCAUCCAUCCAUCUGGUGUAUAUACUUGCGAGUUGGAUUCUGAAAUGAAGAACAAACUAUUUCGUAAACUGUAAAUACAAAAUUUCCAAUUACUGAAAGCUGGUGCAGAAAGACUUCUUGAUGGCUUCAUAUGUAUAGCCAGUUGAUAUUCAUCUUUGCAAGGACUCUUAUCAGCUUUUACUUACAUACUCCGUACGUUACGGGACAUUUAGACCAACAUUAAAGAUCCUGUUUGGAUGCAUGAAUAUUUUUGUGAGUACUUUUUUUUUAAAAAAAAAUGUACUCAAGAAGAAGCUUAUAA